Coregonus clupeaformis (lake whitefish) is the source of this 2555-nucleotide messenger RNA. RefSeq names its product glutamate dehydrogenase, mitochondrial. Lineage: Eukaryota; Metazoa; Chordata; Actinopteri; Salmoniformes; Salmonidae. The record is from RefSeq and is a predicted model, not a curated record. Gene Ontology annotation, molecular function: L-glutamate dehydrogenase (NAD+) activity. The transcript has 13 exons. Bases 152 to 1771 code for a protein of 539 amino acids. Gene Ontology annotation, cellular component: mitochondrion. Gene Ontology annotation, biological process: L-glutamate catabolic process.
UGUCAUUCAGUCGGAAGACCGGACACAGUGAAGGAGUGCUGCUGUGCGGUUCAUUCAUCCCUCUCACGGGUUAAUAGAUAGAUAGCUAGCUAGCUACCCCCCGUCGCUGUUGUUUCCCCCCCUGUUAAACAGUUAGUCAACUAGACCAAUCAUGUACCGGUACUUCGGGGAGCUGUUAUCCCGCGGGGCGGGCAGUGCCCUGGCCUCGGGCUGCGUGGACUCUGCUCUCCCAGCAUCGGCCGCUCUGAUGCGGGUCCGACAGUAUAGUGAACAGCCCGAUGACCCCAACUUCUUUCGCAUGGUGGAGGGUUUCUUCGACCGCGGAGCCGCCAUCGUUCAGGACAAGCUUGUGGAGGACCUAAAGAGCAAGGAGACCCCCGAGCAGAAGAUGAAACGAGUGAAGGGGAUUCUCCGCAUCAUCAAGCCCUGCAACCACGUCCUCAGCGUCUCUUUCCCCAUCAAGAGGGACAACGGAGAGUGGGAGGUAGUGGAGGGAUACCGCGCCCAGCACAGCCAGCACAGGACGCCCUGCAAGGGGGGUAUCCGUUACAGUGAAGAGGUGUCUGUUGAUGAGGUGAAGGCUCUGGCCUCUCUGAUGACGUACAAGUGUGCCGUGGUCGAUGUACCAUUCGGGGGGGCUAAAGCUGGUGUCAAGAUCAACGUCAAAAAUUACUCUGACAAUGAAUUGGAGAAGAUUACUAGGAGGUUCACCAUUGAGCUGGCCAAGAAAGGCUUUAUUGGGCCAGGUAUUGAUGUUCCAGCUCCUGACAUGAGCACCGGAGAGAGAGAGAUGUCCUGGAUCGCUGACACAUACGCCAAUACCAUCGCACACACCGACAUCAACGCCCACGCAUGUGUGACAGGCAAGCCCAUCAGCCAGGGAGGUAUCCAUGGGCGUAUCUCGGCCACUGGUCGCGGAGUGUUCCACGGCAUUGAGAACUUCAUCAACGAGGCGUCCUACAUGAGCAUGCUGGGCCUGACCCCCGGCUUCCAGGACAAGACCUUUAUCAUCCAGGGCUUUGGUAAUGUGGGUCUCCACUCCAUGCGGUACCUCCACAGGUACGGUGCUAAGUGUGUGGGCAUCGCUGAGUAUGACGGCAGCAUCUACAACCCAGAGGGUAUCGACCCCAAGCAGCUGGAGGACUACAAACUGCAACACGGUACGAUUGUAGGUUUCCCCGGGGCUAAGCCGUACGAGGGCAGCCUCCUGGAAGCUCCGUGUCACAUCCUGAUCCCUGCCGCCAGCGAGAAGCAGCUCACACGAAACAACGCCCACAGGAUCAAGGCCAAGAUCAUUGCUGAGGGAGCCAACGGCCCCACCACCCCCGAUGCUGACAAGAUCUUCCUUGAGAACAACGUCAUGGUCAUCCCUGACAUGUACCUGAACGCUGGUGGUGUGACAGUGUCAUACUUUGAGUGGCUGAAGAACUUGAACCACGUCAGCUAUGGAAGACUCACCUUCAAAUACGAGAGAGAUUCCAACUACCACCUCCUCAUGUCCGUUCAGGAGAGUUUGGAGAGGAAGUUCGGAAAGCAGGGAGGACCAAUCCCUGUUGUCCCAACUGCUGACUUCCAGGCCAGAGUCGCUGGUGCUUCUGAGAAGGACAUUGUCCACUCUGGGCUUGCCUACACCAUGGAGAGAUCUGCCAGGCAAAUCAUGCGUACGGCCAGUAAGUACAACCUGGGUCUGGACCUGCGGACGGCUGCGUACGUCAACGCCAUCGAGAAGGUGUUCAAGGUCUACAACGAGGCCGGCAUCACCGUCACAUAAUCGACCUAUCACAGCCAGACCACUUCCACAACACCCUGCUAUCGGUUCAGCAUUUACAUUAGAGACCCCCGCCUCCCCUUUAUACAAACACACUGACACGUACUGUGUCCCAUGACCUCGCCAUAUUUCCAAGUAUCACGUCCGUAACGCAGUAUUUCUGUGUCGUUCUGUUUCAAUAUCGUCGUUCAGUUGUUUGUGUAUUGUGAAAGGAGCCGAUUGUAGCAGGAAGAUAGCUACGCUGAGAGAGAUUUAAGAACCCCCCCUUAUCAGAGUUCCCUGUUGGCCAUUUUGUCUUGUUUGACCCUGGUGUUGCCAUGGUUUCAGACCACAGCACUGAAGUUGCCUUAGCUCUGACAGAGCUCUAUACUGAAGUUAACUUUAGAAAUAGUUUUAAACUCUAACUUUAUAUCAGGGAAUGGUGAUAUCAUGUGUUCCUCAGUUCUCCUCACAGAGGGGUUAGAGGUUAGGGCUCAGGGUUAGGGUUCUGUGCUGAGGAACACUGGGUUCUACUGGGUUUGGUUCUUAGUAAAGUUCUACACCCUUCUCCACUAUAUCAUGCCCCCCAACAUUCCCUACCUUCUUCUCCUAUCUUGUCCAAUCUGACCCUCCCCCAAACCCUCCGCUCCACCCUGAGUGAGAGCGAGAGAGAGGAGAGGAUCAUGGGAACAAGCGUUCUCCUUCUCCAAAAAGCCGUCCAAGCCCUUGCAUGGAAAUUGUUUGGGGAAAUGUGUAUUGCCUUUUGUUGUUGUUGAAAACCAAUAAAAUUCUGACAACUGCGGCUUGA